AUGCCAACUAUAUGGAAUUUGACAUAUCUUAUGCUUGAAAGUGUAAUUCAUUAUAGGCGUGCUUUUGCUUAUUUGGAGAUGACUGAUAAAAACUAUACGUUUUGUCCUAAUGCACUUGAGUGGGAAAAGGUGAAUGAUAUCAGUAGUUUCUUGGGUUGCUUUUACCGUGCUACAUGUGCUUUUUCUGGUACCAAAUAUCUCACAGUCAAUCUAUACUUUCCCGUAGUUGCAUUGAUUUAUGUGAACUUGAAGCAAGAACUUGUGAGUGAAGAUGGGUAUAGGAGAUUAAUGGCAAGUCAAAUGAUCUCUAAAUUUGAGAAAUAUUGGUCAGAAUUCAGUUUAGUGUUGGCCAUUGCAGUUGUCUUAGGUCCUCAUUACAAGCUGCGCCUUGUAAAGUAUUUCUAUACAAAGAAUUAUGGAGCUGAAUCUCAAGAGUGUGAGAAUGUGACGAAAACGUUAACCAAACUUUUUAUGGAGUAUAGUGCUUCUACGACUUCAAGCUCCACAGUUGUUCAGCCCCAAGAAGACUCAGAUUUAGAAAAGGAUUUUCUAGCAUUGGAUGGAGUCAAUGCUGAUGCACAAAAGACUCAAUUAGAACUUUAUUUGGAUGAACCCAAGUAUUUGGAUAAGAAUAUGACAUUUUACAUCCUUUCAUUUUGGAAAGGCAAUGAAUUUCGCUAUCCUGAAGUAGCUGCCAUGGCUCGUGAUAUUUUGAGUAUUCCUAUUUCUACUAUUGCUUCAGAAUCCAUUUUUAGUAUUGGUGGACAUGUGAUUGAUCAGUAUAGGAGUUCACUCAAGCCUGAUAUUAUUGAGGUGGAUAACGAAGAAGUGGAUGUUUUGACAUUGGAUAGUAUCAGUUCCUGUGACAUUCGAAGUUCAUUUGGAAAAUGA
Molecule: messenger RNA, 891 nt
Organism: Alnus glutinosa
Lineage: Eukaryota; Viridiplantae; Streptophyta; Magnoliopsida; Fagales; Betulaceae
Product: zinc finger BED domain-containing protein RICESLEEPER 1-like
Exons: 3
Coding region: 1-891 (296 amino acids)
Molecular function (GO): DNA binding; protein dimerization activity
Source: RefSeq, a predicted model, not a curated record